Molecule: messenger RNA, 1467 nt
Organism: Raphanus sativus (radish)
Lineage: Eukaryota; Viridiplantae; Streptophyta; Magnoliopsida; Brassicales; Brassicaceae
Exons: 3
Coding region: 1-1467 (488 amino acids)
Source: RefSeq, a predicted model, not a curated record
AUGGCACCUGGCAGCUCGUCUCAGCCCUCACCGGCGUUCUCUCAGCCCUCUCCUGCUUCGUCUUUGCGGAGGCGAGCACAUCGCCGUUCGACUCGAGCAGCCUCUCCCGAGCCUCUCUCGCCUGAAAUUGAAUCCCUCUCAGAUACGGAUUCUGACAAUGAUGAUAUUCCUCUUGAUGCAACUGAGAUCCGUGUCAAUCAGGCCAAGGAGCAACGCUUUGAGGAAAGUCGGAGCAUGUACCGGACCAAAUCGCAACUCUAUCCUGAGCUCAUGGCACCGCACACGACUCCUCUGGAUCAGCGAUUCUUUACCACCGCGGCUGCCGAGAGGUUCCAUUCGCUUCGUCGUCGUAAGUUCAUCACUCAGCAUCGGAUCUCUCUCACCGAUGUGAACAUGCAAGAUGUCAGGAACAUUGUGCGUGGAGCAGGGCUACUUCACACACUCACUGAUGUAGAUGCGUACCAACCCACCAUGGUUAAGGAGUUCAUUGCGAACCUCCAAGAUGCUGAGGAGCGAGAUGUUGGAGUUGAUGUGUAUUGCAGGGGAUGCAUGAUUGACUUCUCUUCAAGUUUAAUCAAUGAUAUCUACUGUGUACCUGGAUUUGAGGAUGACCCGAAUUGGUUGGGUGAGAACAUUGAUGAGGUAUGUGGGUUUCUCACUGAAGGUCGCAUCAAUCGAUGGGAAAACAUGAGCUCCAAGUUCCUUACUCGCACGAAUCAAGUGCUCUACAAGUUGGUCUGCACUAACUGGAUGCCUACCAUGAACUACACCAACAUGAACCAAGAUCGUCUGAAGUUUGUGUACAUGCUUCAUCACAACGAAGACGGGUUCAACUUCGGGAAGCUUGUCUAUGAUCAGAUCAUGGCUAUGGGAGCUAGAACUAAGUCAAAGCGAGCUUGGCGUAUCAUGUUUCCAACAUUGAUUCAGCAGGUCAUCAACUAUCAGCAGCGUUUUCCUGUUGAGGAGUCUACUGGGUUUCCGAAGCUUGUGGUCAAAGACAUUAAGGCUGGUCGUGGGAAUGGUGCAGAUGCUCGACCUCCGAAUCUUGAAGAAGAUCUGAGUCGUAUGAUUACUGGUCUCAAUGCGAUUCGUAUUCGGCUGAGGAGGGGAGAAUAUGUUAUGCCACAUCAACAGACUGAGCCAGCUGAAGACGAGCCAGCUGAAGACGGAGGCAAUGACACUGAGGAACUGAGUCACUGUGAUGGUGAUGAAACGGAGGAGCUGAAGGAGGAAGAUAAGCAGUGUGUGGAUGCUGUUAGAGGAGAAGACAAGAGCGCCAAUCAAGAAGAAGCAGAGAAGGUGACCGAUCAAGUAAGAGUUGAGGAAGAGGAGAGGUUAAGAGAGGAACUGGAAGAGAUAGAAGCUAAGUAUCAGGAAGAGAUGAAAGAGAUAGGUCAGAAUAGAGAAGAAGCAAUGAUGGAUACAAAGAAAAGGUUGUCUCAGAAAAGGAUAGAACAUGUUGAUUGA